Sordaria macrospora k-hell is the source of this 1299-nucleotide messenger RNA. The record is from RefSeq and is a predicted model, not a curated record. Lineage: Eukaryota; Fungi; Ascomycota; Sordariomycetes; Sordariales; Sordariaceae.
AUGGGCGACUCCGAAGAACCCAAAGGUGCCGAUACCCUGGCGUGGGAGAAAGCGACGGCCGACAACAACACGACAUCCCAGGCUCAGGCUCAGGCUCAGGCUCAGGCCCCGUCAACAUCGACUUCCUCAGAAUCCCAACCCGCAGCUCAAACCUCUCCAGAAGCGCCAAAAGUAUCGGUCUCCCUCGAACAAGCCAGGAUAUUCCUCCAGGAUGCGCAGGUGCAAAAGGAGACAACGGAGCGCAAGGCCGCCUUUCUGAGGAGCAAGGGCAUCUCCCAGACCGAUAUUGACGAGCUGCUGAAGGAGGACUGGAUUCGGGCGCAAUCUGAUGCAAGUUAUAUUUAUACCACACUGAGAGAAAUCCCCAUCACCAACGAAUCGUCAUCCUCCGCUUCGUCAAAGGUGGCCGCUGCGAUAACAACCACAACUACCCUCCCCAAGACGAAAGAACAACAUGUGCCUAUCAUUACCUACCCCGAGUUCAUGGCCGAAACCCACCGCGCGCCACCGCUAAUAACCAUGAACGGCGUCCUUAACACGGUUUACGCUUUCAGCGGUAUCGCCGCCCUCGUGUACGGCGCCAACAAGUACGUUGUCGAGCCGAUGGUCAACCAGCUCACCGAGGCCCGCGUCGACUUCCACGACAACGUUAAGGACAACCUGGACCGGCUGGUCGAGAAGCUCGAGCAAACCGUAUCAGAGCUGCCUCCGGGCUACAAGGCAUCGGACGGCCGCGCCAGUCGCUACAAGGACGCCUACGACGACGACGACGACGACAACAUGAGCACGUACGAGGACCCGGCCGAGAUGUUUCACCGGGACGUUGGCAUCCAGACGUCGCCGCCGCCCACGCCGUCUGUGCGGGCCAUGUCGCUCCCCUCGCGCCCGGGCACGGCUAUGUCGGCCCGGUCCCUGUCGGAGAUCUACGAGGCGCACUCGCGUGCCCAGUCGCGCGCGGCGUCGGCCAUUUCCGAGAGGCACAUGAACCACACGCAGAAGCAGCAGAGACGUCUGGCGGAGCUGGUGACGUCGGUCAAGGAGAUCAACGAAGGGCUGACGUCGCAGUGCGAGGACUAUGACGAGCUCAGGACGACGGUGGACGUGUUCCACGGCGAGCUGGAGCAGUUGGCGCUGCAGCACUACGAUUUCACGGGCGGUUUCUCGCUGUACGGGUAUACUAACAGGAGCGAGCCCAACGACGAGAUCAAGAAGGCCAAGGAGAACAUCAGACGGGUCAAGGGCGUGUUGCUCACCACUAGGACUUUUGCUACACCUACUCCUGAUACCCCGGCGCGGUAG